Oncorhynchus keta (chum salmon) is the source of this 3131-nucleotide messenger RNA. Its product is annotated as B-cell receptor CD22-like. The record is from RefSeq and is a predicted model, not a curated record. NCBI's taxonomy places the organism in Eukaryota, Metazoa, Chordata, Actinopteri, Salmoniformes, Salmonidae. The transcript has 2 exons. The coding region runs from base 293 to 2191 and encodes 632 amino acids.
CAUCUGGACUGUAAUUUAAUUAAUUUAGUUUAGUUUAUUUCUUAACAUUUCUUAAAAUGUCAAGAACAUUUGAAAAAUAUUUAUAUGAUUCAGUAAAAUGUGUAUGUUGCCGCCCAAUGUAUUUGGCUUCUGUGAGAAAAAAACAGGCUUAGAGCAAUAUUGUGCAAUAUUACAGUGUUUAUUAUAUGUUCAAUUAGAUAUUAUUUACACCACCAUUUAGGUAUUGAACAGCUAAAGAGUGUUUUUUAAACUAUUUCAAUGUUUUUGAUACCUCAGGGAGGGAAAUGCAGCAAUGGCCCUGAGAGCAGCAGGAAGUGUGUUUGGGGUUUUCCUGUUAUCUGUGGCAGGAGUACUGGGACAGUAUGGCUGGGAUGUGACUUUCACCAGGACAAGAAUAUGUGCACUGAAGGGAUUAUCAGUAGAAGUUUCCUGCACUUUCAGAUAUCCCAGUGGGCAUGAGAUCAUAGAAACAGAAUGGUAUAAAUGGUGGAACGUCACAGUGGGGUAUACUUAUAACAUCAUGGAACAACAAGCGUUUGCAGGUCGUGUUGAGUACCUUGGGAAUAAUCACAAUGACUGUACUCUGAAAAUCACAGACCUGAGAGAGAAUGACACAGCGGAGUAUUGCUUCGGAUUUAAAACCAACAUACACGGCUGGAUAUAUCAGAAAGAUGUAUUCAUUUCCGUGACAGACCUGAAGGUGACUACCUAUGUGACAAAGGGAUCAUGGGUGAUACUGAAUUGCAGCACCACCUGUACUCUGAGUGACAACCCCAAUCCUGACUACAUCUGGUACAAAAAUGGAAAGCAUCAACAUGAAUAUGUGUCACAAAAUUACAGUGUCUUGAGUUCUGAUGAAGACAGUUAUUCCUGUGCUGUAAAAGGUUACGAGGACCACCGCUCUCCUGCAGUGUGUGCCGUGGGCCAGAAAUGUUGGAGAGUGAUUUACGCCAAAAGGAGUAUCUGUGCCUUGAAGGGGUCAUCAGUGGACAUAUUCUGCACUUACACAUAUCCCCAUGGUCAUAUACCCAAAGACACAUUCUGGUUUACUCAAGGAAAGUCUACAAAGGAGCCUACAGAUCUGAAGAAGGACCCAAACUAUUUGGAUCGUCUGGAGUACCAUGGAAAUGAGGACAGUGAUUGCACCCUGAGAAUCAAAGCCCUUAAAGACAGUGACUCAGCUGAGUACAAAUUCAGAUUAGUAACUGCAGAAGGGAAAUAUAUCAGUUCACCCGGUGUAUACCUGACUGUCACAUAUGUCCUGUUGGAGAUUAACCCUAUGUAUGUCUCUGAGAGGGAAAUGGCCAAACUGACAUGUACAGCCAACUGUAGACUGGGUGACAACACAGCCUUCAUUUGGUAUAAGAACAGACAGGCUAUACCAAACAGCCACAAAUACUCCAACAGCCUGCACCUGUGCCAAGUCAGCAGUGAGGAUGCAGGCAGCUACUCCUGUGCUGUAGAAGGCCAUGAGAAUCUCCACUCUCCUGAAGUGACUCUAACUGUCAGAUACAAACCAAAGAACAUCUCAGUGUCAAUCGGUCCCUCUGGUGAAAUAGUGGAGGGCAGUUCAGUUAUUCUGACCUGCCACAGUGAUGCCAUCCCACCAGUUCAGAAAUACACCUGGUACAAGAGGACCAUUAACACAUCAAAAGAAUCCGGUCAGAUCUAUCGCAUCAUCAACAUCAGAUCGGAGGACAGUGGAGAAUAUUAUUGUGAGGCAAAGAAUGAAAUGGGAGCUAAGAACUCCACAGUUAUAUUGAUCAUAGUAUCAGGAAAAAAAACUAGUAUUAACAUAGCUGUAGGAAUCACAGUGGUUGCUCUGGUUCUCAUUCUCAUAUAUAGCUUUCUGUGGUUCAGAAAGAGGGCUCCCAAAUCAACUGACACACGGGACACAGCAGAGGAUGGACAGGGAGGCUCUAGUCACCUGUACGAAACCAUCCUGAGGACAGCCCCAACUGCAGCACAGAAUGCGGACACAGAUGAGGACGUCAGGAUCUAUGCCAAUGUCCACCUCUCUCACUCCAGAAACCAUGAAGAACCUCUUUACUCCACUGUCCAACUGCCUCUGGACAGAGUCCAGUAUGCUUUAUUGAAAUUCAGUCGCCUAGGUGUUGCCCCCCAUCCUGCAGCACACGCAGCUGAAGAUCCAUCUGCAACCUAUAGCACAGUCAACAAACCCAGAACCUGAACACAAGAAGGUACAUUAUUAUCCUCUUAUCCAGUUUCCCAGGGCUCCUACUGGGUCGCUGUAAUCCUACUGAGCUGAAUUUAAAAACAUUUGUCUUAUUUAUUUGGAGGGUCACACAAUAUUUUGAUGUAUAAAGUAUAGAUUAGAAAUAGCCUGCUGUGACCAUAUCGCUGUACAAGACAAUACAGCAACAAUUCUAGUGUAGUGUAAGAUGUGACUCAUGAUAGGUAUGGUGAUAUUGUUAAGCAUUAAAAGCUUUUGAAAAAUGCAUCUCAGUGAGACUGUGAGACUGAGUGUACAAAACAUUAGGAACAUCUGCUCUUUAAACGACAGACUGACCAGGUGAAUCCAGAAGAAAGUUUUGAUCUCUUAUUGAUAUCACCUGUGUAACGCUUCAAUCAGUGUAGAUGAAGGGGAGGAGAGGUUAAAGAGGGAUAUUUAAGACUUGAGACAAUUUAGAUAUGGAUUGUGUGUGUUCCAUUCAGAGGGUGAUGUGCAAGACAAAAAAUGCAAGUGCCUUUGAACAGGUUAUGGUAAUGGGUGCCACACGCACCGCUUUGACUGUGUCAAGAACUGCAACGCUGCUGGGUUUUUCAGACGCAAUAGUUUUCCGUGUGUCCACCACCCAAUGGACACCCAGCCAACUUGACAAAACUGUGGGAAGCAUUGGAGUCAACAUGGGCCAGCAUCCCUGUGGAAUGCUUUUGACACCUUGUAGAGUCCAUGCCGCAAUGAAUUGAGGCUGUUCUGAGGGAUGUAACUCAAUCUUAGGAAGGUGUUCCUAAUGUUUUGUGCACUCAGUGUAUAAUAGACAUGUAACCUCAGAGCUUACGUGUUUGUGAAGGGUAUGGGUCUGACAAAAUGUUUGAAGGGAACAAAUGUUUUCUUAUAUUGUCUAAAUUGUGUUUCUUUACUAAAUGUAAUAAAAUAAUCAAAAACG